CCAUUCACUGUUCCCAUCCCUUUUACGCGUUGCGUGAACAACCUGGAAACAAACAAACAUGUCUUCCGCAAGGGCAGUGCGUAUUCGUACAGGGACAAAAUUAAGCUCCCGCCCGCGCCAUCAUCCCUGUCAGCCUAAACAUACGAGGUACGAGGGCGCUGCUUGGCUGGCCACGACGGCCCGGAUCGAAAGUGGCAACCCUAGAGAAAACGACCUGAGAGAAGCGACGCGAAAAGAAGGCUGCGGCUCACGGGAGCCAAAUGCUGUCAACCCAAAGUCUCAACCUUGGUCGUUCAAAGGGCAGUAGAAGGCGCGCGGGGGAGGGGGGGGACAAAGGACAUCGAAUCGUUAACCUGCUUAGCCAGAUUGUAUUGUAUUAUUCGAUUCUGAUCAGAUUUAGGUUGCGACCCUACUUUUCGGAUAACUUUGUCCCUCAAACCAACACACUUGCGGUACCAUGUGCUUAAAAAUCAGCACUGAGACGAUGAUGCGGUUACGAACCCUCUGCCUGCCCAGCACCUCGUGCUCCGUCUCGCCCUCCAUCUCGUCGACGAUCCCAUCGGGGUAAAGGUGUCGCUGCCGUGACACUCAUCUUGCCCUUCUCGGGGCGCCGUAUGGUUUCCCAAGCGACAGCACCUAACCACCAUGACCUCGACGUCAACGUCGGAGGAUCCCUGACUGGGCCGGAAACACCCUCGUCCACCAUCGGAACCUCUGGCGAGUUCGAUACCGUCUUGGUGACUGUCGGAGCCCUGUGCAUCGAGGACGCGGAUGCCAGUGCUGCCGCCAUAUUGGUCCUCUCUGUGUCUGACCGAGACUUGUCUUGCCCGGCCGAGUCCCUCGCGAUCGGCAUCCAUCUCUUAACCCGAGAAGCCCACGUGUAACAAUUGUUCGCACCUUCGCCGCCACCGCCGCCACCACCGCCACCGACCCU
Messenger RNA from Colletotrichum destructivum, 934 nucleotides. RefSeq lists its product as uncharacterized. The record is from RefSeq and is a predicted model, not a curated record. Bases 615 to 884 code for a protein of 89 amino acids. Lineage: Eukaryota; Fungi; Ascomycota; Sordariomycetes; Glomerellales; Glomerellaceae. The transcript has a single exon.